CACAUGACACACCAUCUGUCAGUCUACCUAUCCGGGACUUGCCGUUCUUUUGUGUUCCCUUCUCAUAACCAAACAGGCUCAUUCAAAGCAUUCUCAUCGGUGUCCUGCAGAUGUCACUAUUAAAGCUCUUCACCCUCAGAAGCACGAGCCCCUUCACGUUAAAGAGGAUACGGAAAUGCCGUACAUCAAACAAGAGGCGGAGCCAGAGAUCCCCAAGAUUAAAGAAGAAGAACAGGAAGGUGAAAUCACGAAGUGUCCAAUGACUGUUUGCGUGAAGAGUGAAGAUGAAGGUCCAAGUGAAGAAAGCGGAGCAGCGAAACCUUCGAGUGACUGCUCAUUUCAACACCUGACAACAAAAGGAGAGGGACGACCGCAACCUGACGGUUUGUUAGCGCCGCUCUCGGACAGUGACGACGUAACGUCACACUCUUCUGACUUUUACACUGAUGAGGAGGAUAAUGACAUUGAGCCAAAUGCUUCAAAAUCCCGAAACAAGUCAUCAUUGAAAAGAGACACAAAAGAAUGCGUGGUUGGGAAGCCAUUUGUCUGCUCACUUUGUGGUAAAAGAUUCACUCAGAAGAUUCAGUUAGAAACACACAUGCGUACACACACUGGAGAAAAGCCUUUUCCCUGCUCAGUUUGCCAUAAAAGAUACAUCACGAAGGCAGAUUUAAAGGUUCACACAAGAACACAUAGUGGAGAGAAGCCUUUUGCCUGCUCAUUUUGCGAUAAAAGAUUUCGUGUUAUGCCUCAGUUAACAACACACACUCGUACGCACACUGGAGAAAAACCUUUUCUCUGCACAUUUUGUGGUAAAACAUUCACCCAGAAGGGAGAAUUAAUACGUCACACAAGGGCACACACUGGGGAAAAGCCUUUCGCAUGCUCAUUUUGCGAUAAAACAUUUUGUACGAGGCAUCAGUUAACAAGACACACACGUACGCACACUGGGGAAAAGCCUUUCGCCUGCUCAGUUUGUCAUCUAAGAUUUCGUCUGAAGCAUCAGUUAACAAGACACACAUUCACACACACUGGAGAAAAACCUUUUGUCUGCACAACUUGUGGUAAAAGAUACAUCGAGAAAAAAGAUUUAAGCAUUCACACAAGAACACACACUGGAGAGAAGCCUUUCGCCUGCACAAGUUGUGGUAAAAGAUUCACCAGCAAGGGACAUUUGAGCGAACACUCAAAAACGCAUACAGGAGAGAAGCCUUUUGACUGCUCACAUUGCGAUAAACGAUUUCGUACAAAAAAAGAUUUAACAAGACACACGCUUACACACACCGGGGAAAAGGCUUUUCUCUGCUCAGUUUGUGGUAAAAGAUUCGCUCAGGAGAGAUCUUUAAACAUACACGCGAAAAGACACGCCUAAUUGACUUGGGACUUUUCACAAUUUUACUUUGGAUUGUCAGAAUUUUUAAAUGCUUUGAUGCUUCCCUUUUUGUUGUUGUUCGUCCAAUUUCCAAACUUUAUCUGAAUAUUUUCAGUUAAGAUUUCUAUAUUUGUCUUGUGUAAUGUAAAUGUUUGAAAUCAAACAUUUUCCAUUACUGACUGACUUACUUGCUUUUUUGUGAACCGUUUUUAGCGCACAGUUUUUAUAAAUAUGGGUUGUAUAUAUCAGUACGUUUUACAUUGCAUUAUUUACUUAAUUGGACAAAUCAAACUAUGGUAUCGUGCUUACAAUAAAUUAUAACAAUACCAAUGUUUUUAGAAGCCCUUUUAAUUUCACGAAUAUAAUUCAUAUUUUCCACCCUGCCUUUUAAAAGCCAUAUUAAGAGAAACUUCUGACUUAAAGACUUGUUGGCUCUUCUAAACUAUAAUUGUUCUUUUUUUUUAAUAAAAUAUGUUGUUAGAAACACAUAAAAUAUUACCACAGAUUUUGAAAAACCUCUAAUAUUUAGUAAAUGUUUUGACCUACGUUGGGCGCCAUCUUUUAUGUGCGCAAUAGACGCUCGGAGCGAUGACGUACUUGGCCUGGACUGGAAGAAUAGCUGUGAUAGCUAGCAAGCGUAGCUAGUAGAGGUGUGCGAAAUUUCCGAUUCUUAGAUUAUUCGCGAUUCGGCUGUGGAAGAUUCGAGAACGAUUAACAAAUGUCCAAAUUCCGAUUAUUGGAAUAUUCCAAGUAAAGCGGAACUAAAACACAGUCGGCGCGAUCUUCGGGACGCAAUGAGGAACGGACAGAGAGGCUAGUAUGACGACUGGCAUGAUUUUGUCACAUCCUUUUGCUGGUCAGAUUGUUUUAUUACAGAGCUGGGGGAUGAGUUGCCGACGUCGUACCUGCAUCCAAUUCCAGCUCUAUAGCAGUGUCUUUUAACCGAUCCUAGGCAGGUUGCCAAGAUAUUGCCUUGCUGCCAUUUGACAGAUUGUAGUCUCGAUCCCUUUGUUGCUUGCCUUGUUUUUUUGUUUUGUUCGUCUGCCUCUCACAGCGGUUUUCCUUCGAGUUUUUAAAAAAAAGAUAAUUGAUCCCAACCAACUGUCACGGACCCUUUUUUCGUCUCCCUUUUCCCAAUCACGUUUUUUUUGUCCCACCUUGCUUCUGCAUUUGCAGACCGCAACAGAUUUGUUGGUUUUCAUCUGAGGACUUCAGUUACUAAUUGCAGCUAAUAGAUCGAUAAACAAUACACAUACUAACCUGCAUCUAGUGACAGUGCGGAGUCCGCAGCUGUCACUGUCACUAGAGAAACGCUACUGGUGUUCUGCAAUUCCUACCUACCCGGAAAGACGUCCAACACAUGCGCACGUCCGAUAAAACUACUUAAUAUUUGUGUUUUUAUUGAGUCUUUAGUUAUAUUUUCCUUGCUUGAAAAUACUUUUUACAUGUGUUUUCCUCUCAUACUUUUAAGCAUUGUUUUUUUCUUGUGGUAGCGAAAAAGCAGAUUGUUGACCUGCUGACCAUUUUAGACACGUAGCGUAUUUAAACCACCCUUAUUUGAUAUUACGUUUAAGUAUUUUUUUAAGGCAUCUUUAGUAUUUUUUUCCUGUAUGGAUCUAAACAAAACCAUCUGGAAGCACAGGGUAUUACUUUGGGUGUCAAGUUCGCCUCUUGUAGCACAUUUUGGCAGAACACUGGUUUUCUCCUACUCUCGUCUCUUCUCAUCCCGUCUUUCCUGUUCAUUUUGCUUUUGCUGCUCGUUUUGUGAAAUAUCGACAGUGUUGUCAUGCUCAAUAAUGUUCCUCUCGGGUUCAAAUUGAAAGGGCUGAACAGAUGCAGUCCAGUGACGUCACCGCCCAAUCAACAACAAUGACGAUCUAGUAGUUAAACUAAUUUGACAAAUUGUAUAAAACAAAAAUGUCAGGAGGGGUUUUAAUAUCAAAUUAUUUUAACUCAUACUAAACGUGUAUCUUUUAAGAAUUACAAGUCUUUCUAUACGUGGUUCCGUUUAAAAGAAUAUCUAAUUCAGUAAAAUUCAACCUGAACAAUUUUAAACAAAUGCGAUCUUUCAUAACGCUUGAGGCUGCUAAAAUGUUUCUACACUCAAUGAUUUUUAUCACACAUUGAAUUUUCAUUACAUGUUGGCAACUGGCAGGUGUAAAAACAGUAUGUUCUCUAAUUUGUCUCAUAAAUGAUGCAUGACAAGCAUAACUAAAGUGAGGUUGAACACAAUAAGGUUUUAAACAAUUUUAUUUACUGCAAUGAGGUCCAGAAAUGCUUGUCUCAAAUGUGAUAUAUUUGGCACAUAAUAUGCACUUUGGACUUAUUUCUGUUCAUACACCUAUGUUAGUCUACUUAUUUAUUUCCUUAUAAUACAAAAAGUCAAUGCUUGCGUUAUCUUCAAAAUAUAUUCAAUUUCCCUGUGCGGAAGCCACUAUUGUUGUCUAUUUUGGAGCCAAUCUGCCAGUUUAUUAUUUUGCUUGUUAUCUUUGUAAAUAACUUCUAAAGAACUAUGAAGAUAAGGAGGACCAUACGGCAGUGUGAUUUGAUUUAAAAUAUUUUUUGUCAAUGUCAGUGUUUACCAAAUUAAUGCUGUACAAAUUUUUACAUUUGCGGUCGGGAAUAAAACCCACGUAAAAAGAAGAAAAAAAUUGUUUUGUCCAAUCUGUCAAUUUACCUGACCACCUUUACAAUUUAUAACAUUAUUAGGGUGGGUGGCUCCUGACGGUAUUUUGAAAGACACUCAAAUCAUGGGUAAGUUUUUAAAAUGGACAAUUUUGAAAUUCCAAACUGACUCCUGGACAAGAUUCUGACCCAGAUGAAGGCCCUAGUAUGAAUUGUGAUUAAAAAAAAAAAAAAAAAAAAAAAGAGCUCAAAGACAAAACAAUACAUUAAAAGAAUUGUUUCGUUCGAUUUAUUUUCACCGGGGAUGAGACGAAACCUACUCCAUUAUGUUUAACGUUUCAUCAAAUAUACUGAGUGAGGAUAAAAAUUGAGAAAUUAUAAAGAAAUAUACUGUACAGAAAGUUAUUUUGGAACAUUUUUAGUUUGCGUUGUGCUGCAAAAUAAUGUAAAAAUGGGCCGUGACUUAGAAAAGGUUGAAAAACACUGAUAUAAAUAACUUUGUGCUGAGAAAAAAACACCAUUGUUUAAAAAAAAAAAAAUUAAAAAUCAAACAUUGUAAGUGGUUACUCACAAUCUUACUCAUUACUUAAGUAUUCUUUCCACCAAAUACUUUUAACUUGUAAUUGAGUAAAUUUUUUGGAAGACUACUUUUACUUGAGUAAUAUUAUCUUGAAGUAACUCUACUCCAACUUAAGUAAAAGCUAAACUGAGCCUGAGAAGCUUCAAUGCUUUAAAAUGAAGCCAGUUCAUUAUUUUGAUCCCUGAUGGAAGAAUUCCAGCGGAAGCAGUACAGUAAAUUGAAUUAAGACCAAACUUUCAACGUACAGAUUUACGGACGAUAUUCUGAGCUUUCAAAAUUUAGUUAUUGAUAAUUAUGACUCAGAUUCGGAUAUGUUUAUCAUAUUCAUUGAAUAUUUUUGUUGUCCAGUUUUGUUUCCAAACACUUCAACAUAUUAUAUUACAUUGAAGUUUCAGCGCCUGAACGUUUCUACUUCCGGUUCACUUGACGCAACUUCUGUGUUUCCAUCCGGCACAACAGUAACUUCUUUCGUCUACUCUUCGCCCAACCAAACGAGCUCCUUCAGAGCAUUCUCAUCGGAUAAGUACCGAAAUGCAACAAAAUACUACUGACUGAAGGCCAACGUAAUCAAAACAUCAAGCUACAGAGUAGAGACGUGGAAGACGAGGAGAGGAAAUCCAGGCCACGACGAGCAACUGAAAAACAACAGAAAAUGAGGGGGGUGCUGCAGCUCAAGUUAAAGAGUACAGACAUGGAAGAUACGGAGAGGUAAUCCAGGCCACAACGAGCAACUGUAAAACAAAAGAAAAUGAGGUGUCCUGCAGACGACACUAUGAAAGAGCUUCACCCUGAGAAGCGCGAUCCCCUUCACGUUAAAGAGGAGGAGUGGGACAUGCCCUACAUCAAACAGGAGGCGGAGCCAGAGACCUAUAGCAUUAAAGAAGAAGAACAGGAAGAUGAAAUCUCCAACUUUCCAAUAACUGUUAUUGUGAAGAGUGAGGAAGAUGAAAGUCCAAGCGAAGAGAGCGGAGCAGCAAAACUUUGGAGCAACAGCUCACUUCAACACCUGACAACAAAAGGAGAGGGACUGCCGCAACCUGACGGUUUGUUAGCUCCGCUCUCGGAAAGUGACGAUGUUACGUCACACUCUUCUGACUUUAACACUGAUGAGGAGGAUGACGACUUUGAGCAAAAUGCUUCCAAAUCCCUAAAAGGGUCCAAUGGAGAGAAGCCUUUUGCCUGCUCUCUUUGCGAUAAACGAUUUUGUUCAAAGAAAGGUGUUGUAAGACACACGCGUACACACACGGGAGAAAAGCCUUUUGUUUGCACAACUUGUGGUAAACGAUUCGCUGAGAAAGGAAGUUUAAACAAACACACAAUGACACACACUGGAGAGAAGCCUUUUCCCUGCUUAUUUUGCCAUAAAAAAUUCUCUCGGAAAUCACAGCUAAACUAUCAUACCAAAUCACACACUGGAGAGAAGCAAUUCGCCUGCUCAUUUUGUGAUAAAAGAUUUUGUACGAAGCAUCAGUUGACAGGACACACACGUACACACACUGGGGAAAAGCCUUUCGCCUGCUCAGUUUGUCAUAUAAGAUUUCGUACGAAGCAUAAUUUAGCAACACACACACAUGCACACACUGGAGAAAAGCCUUUUUUCUGCUCCAUUUGCGAUAAACGAUUUUGUUCAAAGACAGAUGUAAUAAGACACACGCGUACACACACGGGAGAAAAGCCUUUUGUCUGCACAACUUGUGGUCAGCGAUUCACUGGGAAGGGAAGUUUAAAGCAACACACAAUGACACACACUGGAGAGAAGCCUUUUCCCUGCUUAGUUUGCCAUAAAAGAUUCUCCCGGAAAGCCGUACUAAUCUGUCAUACCAAAUCACACACUGGAGAGAAGCCUUUCGCCUGCUCACUUUGCGAUAAAAGAUUUGGUCGUAAGCAACUGUUAAUAAUACACACGCGUACACACACCGGGGAAAAGCCUUUUCUCUGCACAUUUUGUGGGAAAGGUUUCUCCCGGAAGAAGGAAUUAAUAUGCCACACAAGGACACACACCGAGGAAAAGCCUUUCGCAUGCUCUCAUUGCGAUAAAAGAUUUUGUACGAAGCGUCAGUUAACAACACACACACGUACACACACUGGGGAAAAGCCUUUCGCAUGCUCUCUUUGCGAUAAAAGGUUUUGUACGAGGCAUCAGUUAACAGGACACACACGUACACACACCGGGGAAAAGCCUUUUCUCUGCACAUUUUGUGAUAAAAGAUUCUCUCAGAAAGGACAACUAAACUGCCACAUUAAAACUCACACUGGAGAAAAGCCUUUUGACUGCACAGCUUGUGGUAAACGAUUCAUUGAUAAGGGAAGCUUAAACAGACACACAAUGACACACGCUGGAGAAAAGCCAUUUCCCUGCUCAGUUUGCCAUAAAAGAUUCUCUCAGAAAGGACAACUAAACUGUCACAUUAAAACACACACUGGAGAAAAGCCUUUUGUCUGCACAGCUUGUGGUAAACGAUUCAUUCAUAAGGGAAGCUUAAACAGACACAUUAGAACACAUAUUGGAGAGGAGCCUUUCAAAUGAUCAUAAUAAUCAUAGAUUUUAUUUAUAGAGCGCUUUUACCAAUGCUAAAAGACAGUUGAAACAAAGAAAAAGCUAACACAACGUUAGCUAGAGCCGGACGGUAAAUCGAAAAUUUACAGUUACUGAGAUUCUUCAUGAUGGGCGACAUAAUUUUGACCAUGUUGGUAAAUUCGGUAAUUGAAAAAAACAAAGAAAAUAUAGUCUUUUCAUUCCCCUUUAAAGUGAUCCUCGAUCUUUAAGACAAGUAAUUCUUAAAAGAUAAAUGUUAAUAUGAGUUAGAAUAAUUUGAUAUUAAAACCCCUCUUAAUGUUUUUGUUUUAAUAAAAUUUGUAAAAUAAUUUUAAGUGAUCGGUUGCCAUUCUUGUUACGUCGCAAUGCGUGACGUCACCGGGCCCGUUGCCGAAAUUCCAGCGUGUAACUCGUUAGCUUUCCCAACAUGUCGUCGGUUCUAUCAUUCCUAUUUGAACCAGAUCUGUGAAAAGUGAAGAGCAAGGCAGCACUGUCGGUCGUUCACAAGACGGGCAGCAGGGAAAAAUGCGUGCAGCAAAUACCUGAUAAGACAAAAGUUGGGCAAAACUGGUGAUGCACUCGCGGCAAGUGAGUCUCAAUGAUAACGGAGUGAGAGAGUGUAUGCUGUUGGGAACUCCGGUUGGGAGCGAGAGAGUGUAUGCUGUUGGGAACUCCGGUUUUAUUAGCAGAUAUUCAAGGUAAGCAUAUUGCAUUUUCAAACUUAUCCCAAUAUAAUUAUGUAGAUUGUUAGCAUCCAAAGCUGUCGUGUGCUUUAUGUACAGUACAGGCCAAAGAGCACACCUUGUCUAAUCCAUAUCUCGUACAUUAUAACGCGUGGUAGGUAGGAUACAUGUAUAAAAGUACCAAAAAGGGGAGAAGCUUCCACUUAUGCACAUUUAUUCACAAAAAAUAUUUCCACCUUGACCACUAUUCACUCGGGAGCUUAGCAGUAUGCAAACACGCGUUCCCUGACGAACUCCAACAUUGUUGUAAGGUCCAUGUCAGAGUCACUGUCGUCACUGUAACGUGCCAUAGUGCUUUAAUUAUUUGGCAUGAUUUGGAGAAAACUCCCACGAAGAAUAGUCAACAAAAAAGAUAGCAAUAGUAAUCCAAAUCCGCGUUUUUUACUCUCUGGAAGAUCCAGGAAUUAGACCGAUCCCAUGGCAACGUUGCAGCCGCAAUCAGGCCGUCGAUUCCACCAAAUAGACUGAUCGAAAAGCCGCUGUGGGACCGACGAAUAAAAAAAAUAGACGGAUCCGAAACCAAUAUUGCAGACGCGGUGGGGCCGUCGGAUCCAGAAAAUAGACGUAUCCCUUACUUGACUGAAGAUCCAGGAAAAAUGUUCGGGCACCAGUGGUAACGCGUGGUGGGUAGGAUACGUGCAUACAGGGACCAAAAAGGGUGAGAAGCUUCCACCUAUGCACAUUUAUUCACUAAAAAUAAUAAUUCCACCUUGAUCACUCACGUCACUCCCCUUGUUUCCAUUUGACUGGAAAUUGCAUCCAAAAGCAGCACACCGUGGCAUUUUACUUCGCGAGUUUAGGCAGUAAUAAGCAGUUGUUGUACACGCUACACAUUUGGAAAGAUCCCAUUUAUGUCAUCAAUGCGAGCCCGCAAACCAUGGCGCCAACUAAUGGUCAAAAUAUGUACUAAAUAUUAUAAAAUAUUGCCAUUGAUUUAACAUUUUAUGUGUUUCUAACAACAUAUUUUAGUACAAGAGAGCAAUUGUGGUUUAUUAGAGCCUACAUGUAUUUAAGGUAGAGGAUCACUUUAAGAAAGCAGUCGGUGUGCUUACGUAUGAAGUCACGUGAUUAUCACUCAGGAAGUCAAACAAGUCCGGCAGGCUAACACUAGCGGCUAACCCUACAAGCAAAGGUGAUGGAGUUGGGCUUAAUGGAGCUUCGCCAAACUUUCACCUGACAUUUAGUAGCCUCUUGGCGGCCCCCAGACGGGCUUUCGCCUUCUUUCCUCCCUGGUUCUCACGAUUUCAGGAGCAUGCGUUUUCAGUGCUUUCUACUGAUAGCCAGGCCACAGGCUAAUGCUUGCGGCUAACAGCGGCUGCAAAUGAACGUAAUGGAGUCUGAUAGCGGCUCUUACCUUGUCGAAUUGGCUGAACUUAAUGAGUGGAUUGUGCACGGACUGCAGCUAGCAAUUAGUAUGUUGCGUUAUUUUGUAUCUGUGUGUGAUUUCUUUGAUAUCUUUUAUAAUGUUAAAGCAUUCUGCAAAAAAAUUUAUAAUCCAACAGUGACCGUUUAAGGGCCACAGCUCUUUUUUUGUAUGUGCUUGCUUAAUUGUUUGUCAUUACUGCCAUCAUAAAAUCUUACAUUUUCAUUGGCACAAGAGCAAUAAAGUUUUAAUGCGUGUGUGUGUUUCUGUGUGAGGGGUGCAUGUAUUAAAAAAAUGCUUUGGUAAAAAAAUCCUGAAACCUUCAAGUAAACACUUGCGUUUAGUAAUUAUGCCAUAGCAGCCAUUAAAGGGUAUGACAACACCUGAGGAAAUGCUAAUAUUCCAUCAUUUAUCCAUAAGCCUUUUGAAUUCAUAUCAUGCCACUUCGUGUAAUUACACACAUCGCAACACCAAGAAAAUGAUAGAAAUUAGGUUGAUUGUCAAGCUAAAAGGACCCGCCCCCGUGAUGCCGGAAAUCUAGCAUAUUGUGUGCGUGACGUCACGACAAGGAAACAACCGGCUCAGUGCUUAGUACCGAAUGGCGGCGAUGAUAGCGGUCAAUUUUGUUUCUAGUUGCAGCGACGAAUUCGACGUAACGAACAUUCUUCUAAUGGUGACGAGGAGAGUUAUGAACCUUUCUUUGGUGUUUUGGGUUAUCAAUUUGAGCCUAAACGAAAGCCAAUUCAGCCUAAUGAAAGGAUCAUUGAGAGGAGCAAUCACACUGAUGAAACACCGGCAACAUCGUGUGGGAAACACCGAAUGGUUUGUUUUGCAUUUCUUUUUUUUAAGCUGAUACACGGUGACCGCAAAAUAAUGUAAUGUAUAGAAUAAUUACCAUUUAUUGUGCUAUCAUAGGUUUUUGCUCUGCCAACAGACAAAUAUGAAUGGGAUUCAAGGAUUUGUUCUAUAUAUUUUACGAGCGAUAAUUUAUACAUGUGUCCAGUCCUAUAUCCAAUGCGUGAUAUGUUUUUUAUUAUAAAAGAGUACUCACUCUGGCCAUUUCCCUCCUUUGCUUUGCCUGGGGUGGUGAGGCGGUCUCAUCAGAGCCAGUCAUCGUCCUCUUUCACCGGGCACCACAUCUGCUUUCAGCAGCAAUUUCUUAGCAAAACCUGAUUUCAUUUGCCCAUAGUUCGUAUAGCUUUCAGGUGUAAAAUGCGCACCACACAAAACCGUGCCGGAGGCUGGGUCUGCAAAAUUAGCCCUCUUGGCACUGACGAACUUUACUCAUUUUCUGCAUAGUCCAGCUCUUUUUCUCGCAUUCGGGAACUCAUGGGUACUACAUUGUGACAAAUGGUUAUUUGCAAACCACAUAGCAUGACAGGUUUGAACCAUUUUAGCGAUUUUUUGAUAAAACAUGAACGCAACUCUCUCGUCGAUAAACAACGAUGGCACCCGCCUCGACCUUUUGUUUCCUUGUUAUGACGUCUCCGCCCCAUUCGGCUGUUUCCGGAACACUUUCGGAAAUGUUCGUCAUUUUCAAUCUAUUUUCGAUAAUUGCUCAUUAAUGUGGUUGAUUUUUUUGUUAACUUUAUCAAUAUUUGUUAUCUUGGCACAUAACGGUUCUAUUGAUGUCUCACACCCCCUUUGCGUUUUCAUACCCUUUAACAAAAAGUUGUCUGUUUGAAGUUUACUGUUCAAGCUGUAAGCCAUUUGUGUUCAAUGACAUGUUUGCACAGUCGUCGUAUUGAUUUUUAUAAUGUCGUACAUUGUUCAAGUCAUACAAGCUGUUAUAAAUGUUCAUACUUCUUAUUGUUUACAAGAAUUUUUAACAGUAUAUACUUAAUGUUUAAAUUACAUGUACAAAUAUUAAAUAUGUUAAAUUGAUGCUUGAUGAAGCUGGUAAAUAAAUCAACGAGAAACAGUUCAUUUGUAUUUCAUGCAUUAAUUCAGAUUUUCAAAUUAUAAAACAGUCCGCUUGGGCGAAUUUAUCGUUAUUGAGGUAAAUCUGCUCAUUUUUCAGUGAUGCGUAUUUAAGGCCAUAUCGCCCAGCCCUAACGUGCGCAGUUCAAAACAAUAGAGAAAAGGAUUACAAAUUAAAAGCCAGUUUAAAAAGGUGAGUUUUAACAAUUUUUUGAAGGUUGGAAGAUCAGAACAGGUGCGGAUGGGUUUUGGGAGUGAGUUCCAAUAUUUUACUUAUGGCUUACUGCUUUUCACAAUUUUAUUUUUGUUUGUUUACAAUACACUGAUGCUUCCCUGCCAACAAUCGUCCCUAUAUGUCAGUAUUACAUCAGUAAACAGCAUGCACUGUUUGCAUGCUCAGUGCUAAAUAACCCCCCUGCUGAUACUACCAGCAGCAAAAAUAAAAACUGUCCCUCUGUCCAAUGACACUGUCGUUUUUGUUCUAUUUUUGUUUUUUCGGUCAAAUUGUUUGGCAUAUUGUCUUUGUUAAUGUUGCUAAUCAAUUUGAAUUAUUAUUGAUUUGAUUUGAUUACAUAUUCAUUUGCUGUAUCAAAUGGACAAAAAAUGUACCUUCUGUGAAUUGUUCCAGUUUGGAGGUGACUUUUUUGUUUUAUUUUGAAUUUAGGCAGUCU
Molecule: messenger RNA, 11810 nt
Organism: Corythoichthys intestinalis (scribbled pipefish)
Lineage: Eukaryota; Metazoa; Chordata; Actinopteri; Syngnathiformes; Syngnathidae
Product: gastrula zinc finger protein XlCGF57.1-like
Exons: 5
Coding region: 176-1372 (398 amino acids)
Biological process (GO): regulation of transcription by RNA polymerase II
Cellular component (GO): nucleus
Molecular function (GO): RNA polymerase II transcription regulatory region sequence-specific DNA binding; DNA-binding transcription factor activity, RNA polymerase II-specific
Source: RefSeq, a predicted model, not a curated record